CCCUAAUUUUGUUGCCGCCCAUUUUUUAAUUUAGUUUAGCGAAUUUAUUCCGUGAAUCAGUCGCCGAGAGGGCAACAGUCGGAGCUCAAGCGGCGGCGGCAUCAGUAAAAUGAAUCACCAUAGUCGCUUCGAAGAUGCAGACGAAAUCAUUGAGGAUGCUGCUGUGAGCUCCAGCCACGACGUAUCCAUUUGCGAGCUCGAUGGUUCCGUCGACAAAGCCGUUGACGGCUCAGCUGGCGAGACUUCCAUGGUCUUUAUUGGUUCAGAUGAUAAAACAAGUGCCGAUUAUUACUUUGAUUCCUACUCUCACUUUGGUGAUUUCUUAUUCGAAAAUUUCCCUUUAUUACGUGUCUUGUGUUCUGAUAUUGGAACUAGAAAGAGCUGGUGGGUAGGCAAUCUGGUCGUGGUAGUCGAAGAUUAUAUCAUUUAGAUAUCUCUCUGUAUAUAAAUCCUAGCCGUAGUUUUGAUUUUCUCGUUAACUUUACGCCGGCUGUUGAAGAGCUGAAUAAUAAGCAAAUUGCUUGCACUUAAAUUUUGUUUGUUGAAAUAUAAGCAGACUACCUUACUUCAAUUGGUAUACAUAUUUUAAAUAACUAUUUUCUUCUUGUGUUUUCAGGAAUUCACGAAGUAAGUCCAUCACCUUGGAUGCACGCUGGCGUUACCUAUUCUUGUUCAAUCCAUUUUUUGUUUUCUUUUCUACUUUUGGAGUUUAUCUAAUGGGCAGAAAGAGAAUAGUACUUCAAUUAUUUUUGUUAGUUUUCCUUCGCAUGUCUUCUAAAAUAUUUCACAACUACCAACGGUUAAUAUCUGAGAUUUGAUGGAUAGCAUUUUUUAUAAGUCAAUUGCUCUGGCGAGGUAUUGUCCUGUCAGCUGCACUGAGGAACUGCAGAUCAAUAAUCUCCCCAGUAACUGAUUUGAUCAUUAAUGUUUCAUGAAUAAUUGUCUGAUGCAAUCUCAAUAUAAAAAUUUCACUCCAUGUCUAUUUCAUUCUCCAUUUAUUUUUCACGUGUGUUCACUGUAUAAUAUACAGGAAUUUAUUUUAAGUUAAAACCAUACUCACUUUCCUAGGUCAUUCUAUUCUGUAUCUUUUUUAUUGUUUUAAAAGUUAGGUGUGUCUUGAAGCACCAAAGCACUAGAGCAUUAUCCUGCCUGCAAAAUAAUUGUUUGUAUUCUAUAUAGGUAGAUAUCAAAAUCUAUAAUUUUGUGACUAGCCGACCUCACUUAGUGGGAUAAGGCUUUUUGUUGUUGUUGUUGUUGUUGUUGACUAUAGGACAGAUUUUCAGUGUGACAGUCCAUAACUUAAGUGAGGAUGUAAUAUAGAGUUCUAGAGUUUUUGCCCCUUAUACUCUUUGCCAGUGAGUAUUUCUGGCUGUACUAGAACAAUGCUCUGAUGUAUUACCCGGUAAAUUUUUCUGCGUGAUAGAGUAAAUUGAAGCUCAUAUUUUGAAUUUAAAUAUUACGUUGUUCUCAUUGCUGUCUGGCUUUUCUCUUGGCAAUUGAUAUGCUUAUGCUUCUUCAAUGGGCUGGUUGUUUAACUGUGCCAUGGUUAAUUUCCCAAAAACCUCAGUAGCCUAGCACUGUGUUUACUUUAUUCUCUAACCUACUUUACAUGCAGGAAAUGUUGAAGGAUACAGUGAGAACUAAGACUUACCAAAAUGUGAUUUAUCAGAAUAAGUUUUUAUUCAAAAAUAAAGUAGUUCUUGAUGUGGGUGCUGGAACCGGUAUUUUAUCUCUCUUUUGUGCCAAAGCUGGGGCAGAACAUGUCUAUGCAGUUGAGUGCUCUGACAUGGCUGACAUGGCGAAGGAGAUAGUUGAAACUAAUGGGUACUCUAAUGUUAUAACAGUUUUGAAGGGAAAGGUUGAAGAAAUAGAACUUCCUGUUGCUAAAGUUGACAUCAUCAUUUCAGAAUGGAUGGGAUACUUCUUGUUGUUUGAGAAUAUGCUGAAUACUGUCCUCUAUGCACGUGACAAGUGGCUUGUGAAUGACGGAGUUGUGCUACCAGAUAAAGCGUCUCUCUAUCUUACAGCAAUUGAAGAUGCGGACUACAAAGAAGAUAAAAUUGAGUUUUGGAAUAACGUAUAUGGUUUUGACAUGAACUGCAUUAAGAAGCAAGCAAUUAUGGAGCCUCUUGUUGACACAGUUGACAAAAAUCAGAUUGUUACAAAUUGCCAGCUACUCAAGACAAUGGAUAUCUCUAAAAUGGUACCUGGAGAUGCGUCCUUCACAGCACCUUUUAAGCUUGUAGCUGAACGUGAUGAUUAUAUUCAUGCUCUUGUGGCAUAUUUUGACGUAUCAUUUACCAGGUGUCAUAAAUUGAUGGGCUUCUCUACAGGGCCAAGAUCCCGUGCGACUCAUUGGAAGCAAACAGUGCUUUACCUAGAAGAUGUUUUGACCAUAUGUGAGGGAGAGGCCAUAGCAGGGAGCAUGACCGUGGCACAAAAUAACAAAAACCCUCGAGAUGUGGACAUAAUGCUCAAGUAUUCAUUAAAUGGUCGACGAUGCGUGGUUUCAAGAGUUCAGUGUUACAAGAUGCGCUGAGCCUGUUUUUUAAGUUAUUGAUAUUCUCCUAAUGCAAUCCCAAUAAACCAGGGAUAUUAGUGGGCUGGCGGAGUGUUGAAUACAAUUGCUUCCCUUAUAACCAUUUCUAGAGGAAGCUGUUGUAAGUCCUGUGACUUGUUUUCAAUUUUGCUGGAGUUUAUUCUUAGUUUCUCACGAAUGCUUCUGAAUGUAAUGAUGAAUUUUUUUAUCAUUCUAUUAUUUCCCCCACUUUUAGUAA
Molecule: messenger RNA, 2777 nt
Organism: Prosopis cineraria
Lineage: Eukaryota; Viridiplantae; Streptophyta; Magnoliopsida; Fabales; Fabaceae
Product: probable protein arginine N-methyltransferase 1
Exons: 7
Coding region: 1610-2539 (309 amino acids)
Biological process (GO): peptidyl-arginine methylation
Cellular component (GO): nucleus
Molecular function (GO): protein-arginine N-methyltransferase activity
Source: RefSeq, a predicted model, not a curated record